Phodopus roborovskii (desert hamster) is the source of this 3113-nucleotide messenger RNA. RefSeq names its product keratin 80 (gene Krt80). Gene Ontology annotation, cellular component: keratin filament. Gene Ontology annotation, biological process: keratinization; intermediate filament organization. NCBI's taxonomy places the organism in Eukaryota, Metazoa, Chordata, Mammalia, Rodentia, Cricetidae. Bases 91 to 1536 code for a protein of 481 amino acids. The transcript is spliced from 9 exons. The record is from RefSeq and is a predicted model, not a curated record. Gene Ontology annotation, molecular function: structural constituent of skin epidermis.
GCCCUGGCUGUGACAGGAGGCAGCUGCCACCACUCCAAAGCUCCCUCACUCACUGGUGAGCCCUCAGGCUCCCAGGCCCGGGGGGCCAUCAUGGCCUACCACUCCUGCGUUGUCGGCUUCAGCAGCCUCAGUGGCUGUGAAGUGACAUCUGUGGGCAGACCUCAGCCUGGGACCUCAGGAUGGGGCAGCUGUGGGCUCCCUGGGCCUGGCUUCAGCUCUCGAAGCCUCACAAGCUGUAGGCCACCUGGCAUCAUCCCCAAGGUGACUGUGAACUCCAGCCUGCUGGUGCCUCUGGACCUCAAGGUGGACCCAGCUGUCCAGCAACAGAAGAACCAAGAGAAGGAGGAAAUGAAGGUCCUCAAUGAUAAAUUUGCCUCCCUGAUUGGCAAGGUACAAGCUCUAGAGCAACGCAACCAGCUGUUGGAGACCCGCUGGAGCUUCCUACAAGGCCAGGGAACAGCUACCUUCGACCUCAGCCACCACUAUGAGACAUUCCAGAGCAGUCUACAGGAGGAGCUGCGCAAAGUGAGCCAGGAGCGGGGACAGCUGGAGGCCAACCUGCUGCAGGUGCUAGAGAAAGUAGAGGAGUUUCGCAUCAGGUAUGAAGAUGAGAUCUCCAAGCGCACAGACCUAGAAUUCACCUUUGUCCAGCUGAAGAAGGACCUAGAUGCCGAGUGUCUCCGACGAACUGAACUGGAAACCAAGCUAAAAGGCCUGCAGAGCUUCGUGGAGCUGAUGAGAACUGUCUAUGAGCAGGAGCUGAAAGACCUUACUGCCCAAGUGAAGGAUGUGUCGGUGACCGUGGGCCUGGACAGCCGCUGCCACAUUGACCUGAGUGGCAUUGUGGAGGAGGUGAAGGCCCAGUAUGAUGCCAUAGCUGCUCGAAGCCUGGAGGAGGCUGAGGCCUAUUCACGGAGUCAGCUGGAGGAGCGAGCUGCCCGCUCAGCAGAGUUCGGGAGCAGCCUCCAAAGCAGCCGCUGUGAGAUCGCAGACCUCAACGUGCGCAUCCAGAAACUUCGGUCUCAGAUACUCUCCAUCAAGAGCCAUUGCCUGAAACUGGAGGAGAACAUCAAGGUGGCUGAGGAGCAAGGCGAGCUGGCCUUCCAGGAUGCCAAGGACAAGCUGGCCCAGUUGGAGGCUGCUCUGCAGAAGGCCAAACAGGACAUGGCCCGGCAGCUGCGCGAGUACCAGGAUCUCAUGAACACCAAGCUGGCUCUGGACAUCGAGAUCGCCACCUACCACAAGCUGGUGGAGGGGGAAGAGAACCGGAUGGACCUGCCUUCUGCAACCGUGGUCAGUGCUGUGCAAUCCCGAUGCAGGACCACCCCUUCCCUCCCCCACUGUUUGUGUCUCUGUAGCUGCCUCCAAGUCUGGCCUCUCCAAGACCCCCUCCCGGAAGAAGAAGAACCACAGAGGUCCUGUGAUCAAAAUCACCGAAAUGUCAGAGAAGUACCUCUCCCAGGAGUCAGAGGCCUCAGAGUAGGACAGCGACCCCAGGAGCCUCAAGUCCCUUCCACUGCAGCAGGAGGGACUUAAGCUAAACUUAAGUAGCCUGGAGCCUCCAGGUUGGGAGGGGAGAUGCUGAACUGAGAGGUGGGUUCCAGCUGAGGCUUCGUUUCUCUCAAUGGUCAGUGAAGUCAAGGGAACAUCGCCAGCCCCAUUCUACAUCAGAAUCUCACUCGCCUCCCAACCUCCUGGCCACAGGUUGUCCUGGCUGGUAAAGGGGAACUUGGGGUCAGUCACCUCCUUGACCCUCUGAAAUGCCUCUUCCCACAAAUCUCUGACAAGGUGCUUGACUUUUGCCCAUCGCUUGCCCUGACCUCAGCCUUGCCUCGCCACUGCCUCAGAGCCUAGGCUGCCAUCCUUACUCAUUAGCCAGGCCACAGCCUCAGCUGAAGGACACAUUGGAUUUGUCCCAUGGGGGCUUAAGACCCCUGGCUUUCCUGCCCUUAGGCUCCCCAGACAUAUGACAGUAUUGGGGGACAAGGGAAGGAAAGGCCUGGUAUGUUAGUCAGAAGCCUAAGUCUCAGAGAGGCCCAGAUACCUGCACCCACUCUCUUCUAGAGUCUAAGAUGUCAACCAUAACUAGUCUCCAGCACUACCCUGGUCAUGGCCAACACCCUAGGAGCAAAUGCCAGAGACGACAACCUGACAUCAGGCCUUGCCUUCACCUCCCUGUCAUUCUGGGUUGUGCCGCCAUCCUGCAAUCUGGGCUCUGCCUCCAAUCCAGGUCUCUCCGAACUCAAUGCUUGCCUUUGGUACAGCAGGCUCUAGAGCCCCCUGAGCCAACCCUGCCAGAAAUGCCCAUAUCCCCCAAGUCCCACUUGCUAGAACCUCUGUUCUAUCCCCAGGGUCAAUGAUCUAGGACAUUCCAUCCAGCAGGUCAACCCCUCCUAGUUUCCUUCCUCCCUCCCCUCUUCCAAGCUUACUCCCCCUGCCUCUGGCUGCCUGUGAGGAAAGCUAAUUCUAGGGAGAUCUGGAAGGUUCUUAGCUCUGAGUUGGUCCAGGAAGCCCCAGUAAGGGCCUUCAAAGAACUAAACCCAAGAGAGCCAUUCUGUACCAACCAUGUAUAUCUGGACUUGUCAGAGAUCUGUGUCCUGCCCUUGGAUCUCAGCUCUGGGGCUUGCAGGGCACAGACAGUACCAGCAUCCUUCUCUCCUCCCUUUCUUCCCAUCACACCCAUAUCCCAGCCACCCUCAUCUCCUCUCCUAGCUGUCUUCCAUCCCUUCAUCUCAUUCUCCAAAACAAGGUGUUCAGCAAGGCCCCUGGCCCUCCAAGCCUGCAGGAGGUACUGAUGGGCUACAGCUCUCCCAGGCCAAGGGACCCAGCAACAUACUCAACCCUGAGUCCCCAAAGAGGUGCUCACUGCUGCUUUCUCUGGGGCUACUCACCAGUUUCCAAGGGAGCAAACCUUCAGUGGGGACAUGAAAUAUAGAAAGUAUAUAUUAUUUUUUCAUAACUUAUGUGGCUUUUAACUUAUUGCUUCCCUUCCUGUUUCUGCAUGAUCAACACUGUGUAGUAUCAAGACUUUAGAGAACUCACUUCAGCCACCAACUUGACUGGCUGACUCGGGCAAGGGGUCAAUAAAGUAUUAAGAUUCAUCUAUGGAUAAA